Wyeomyia smithii (pitcher-plant mosquito) is the source of this 1425-nucleotide messenger RNA. Its product is annotated as dnaJ homolog subfamily B member 12-like. Gene Ontology annotation, cellular component: endoplasmic reticulum membrane. The transcript is spliced from 3 exons. Bases 179 to 1255 code for a protein of 358 amino acids. The record is from RefSeq and is a predicted model, not a curated record. Gene Ontology annotation, molecular function: Hsp70 protein binding. Gene Ontology annotation, biological process: cellular response to misfolded protein. Lineage: Eukaryota; Metazoa; Arthropoda; Insecta; Diptera; Culicidae.
GCGACAUUGACAGCUGGGCUGCCUUUUAAUCAGUAAAGUCGUGAGGUGGAAUUGUUAUUUUUUCUCUAGUCGAGAAAAUUUUACUGUUUUGGAAAAAAAAGGCUCAAUUCGAAUGCCAUUUUUUAGUGUUUGCUGUAAACUGUGAUCUGCUUUUGAGUCCCUGUCGAGAGCGGAACCGAUGGAGGUCAACAAAGAUGAAUCGAAGCGCUGCGUUGAGAUUGCGCUUGCCGCCUUCAGUGCAGGCAACGUAGAGAAGGCUCUGAAGUUUUUGGAGAAAUCUCAAAAGCUGUACCCAACCAAGGAAGCCGAAGAUCUGCUGCGGCGAGUUCGGAACGCUGGUUCGACCCGUACCGGUACUGAGGAAUCGACCACCACCCGACGCAGAACGCUCAACAAGGACACCGAAAAACCGCAGGAACCGAAACUUAACGUCGAUUACACGCAGGACCAGCUGGAGGUUGUCAGGCGUCUCAAGAAAUGUAAAGAUUACUAUGAAGUCCUGGGAGUAACCAAAGAAGCCACGGAUUCGGACAUUAAGAAAGCUUACAAAAAGCUAGCGCUGCAGCUACACCCAGACAAGAAUAAAGCUCCUGGGGCAGUGGAAGCUUUCAAAGCAUUGGGUAAUGCAGUGGCCACCCUCACUGACGCGCGAAAGCGUAAAGAGUAUGAUUUGUACGGCAAUCAAGAAAAUACUAGUCACUACCAUGCUAACCAUCACGCGGGCCACAAUCACCAUUACGAGUAUAACUUUGGAAGAGGCUUCGAGUCGGAAAUUAACCCAAACGAUUUGUUCAAUAUGUUCUUUGGGGGCGCUCAGGCUCGCACUCGAACACGAUGGCAAUCGAACGAGACGCAGUCGGGAAGUCCGCCCAGCUUGAUAUUUGGUUUGGUACUGUGCUUCAUAGUAGUCUCGAUGCUGUCAACUUUCUUCGCAUCCGAUCCACUGUACAGUUUGCAGCAAACGCCAAAAUACUCUGUGGAACGUCGGACAUUGAAUUUGAAGAUUCCGUACUAUGUCAAGGAUAACUUCGUAAGUGAGUACCAGGGCUCCCUCAGUCGGUUAGAGCACUCGGUCGAGGAGGAAUAUAUCAUGUAUAUGAAGCGUACUUGCCACAACGAACGCAACUAUCGGGACGCCAUGAUGGCUCGGGCCAAGAGCUUCGGAAGCAGGACUCAACUCAAUCAGGCCCAGCAGCUCAAGAUGCCUUCGUGUGAUGCGCUGCACAAGCUAGGCGUUGGAAGGGUUAACUAUUAGAUGGUUUGGCUGGAUAGCCAAAGGACAGGUCACAUAACGCCGAAAACGGUACAUUUCCUUAAAAUAUUCGUACUACUGGGUAUUCUUUUGCAACUUUAACGAUGAAAGUUGGUUCUGUUUGUAUCUCAGAUUGUUAGCAGAAAUAAAACCUGUUUUAAAUUUAAAUGUAA